This is a messenger RNA of Spirodela intermedia, 2210 nucleotides long. NCBI's taxonomy places the organism in Eukaryota, Viridiplantae, Streptophyta, Magnoliopsida, Alismatales, Araceae. The record is from the annotation of a GenBank genome assembly.
AUGAGUCGGGGGGGGAGCGUCGGGUCCGCCGGGGCCAAGGGAGGGAAGAAGAAGGGGGCAACGACCUUCACCAUCGACUGUGCGAAGCCAGUGGAGGACAAGAUCAUGGACAUCGCUUCCCUCGAGAAGUUCCUUCAGGAGCGCAUCAAGGUCGCCGGCGGGAAGCCCGGAGCUCUCGGAGACUCGGUCACCGUCUCCCGCGACAAGAACAAGAUAACCGUCACCUCUGAGGGCCCUUUCUCCAAGAGGUAACGUUUCUUCGUCUCCACAAUCGGGGAUGCUCUGCAGGGCAUUUCUCACACAUCUGCUUUUCCAUGAUCCGAAAUUUGGGUUGCAUAGGAGUUUUGCGCAAUUUUGAAUAAUCAUUAUAAGUUGAAUUAAGAGGUCAAGAUCUUCGACCAACGUAGCUGGGAGUUUAAGACAUCCGCCGAGUCAGUCUCAUCUGGAAUUGUUCAUUUCAUCAAUGGCUAUCUUAUUAAUAUUUAAUGAGUUUAUUAGUACCACAGGAAAGACCACUUGCGGAAGCAUUAUCUCCCAGUGAGGACGCCUAUUUUAGCUAUUUGUGAACAUUUGUUAUUUACUAUUGUCUAUAUAGAAAAUCAUCUUAUUUUUUUCUUUGUCGCUGAAGAGUGUAUCAGACGCAAUAGAUCUACAUAGGAGUUAUAGCAGUCUUGCAUUUCCUUUGCAAAGUGGUGUGAAGAUUCAUGAUUUGUUGAUGAAUUAUGUCUCUGUUUUGGUUUUUUCUGUAUUUUCGAUGUGAGCAAGUGUCAGUCUCCGAGAUCACGGAGGGGUAAGUGAGAGCGCACUUCUGUAUCUUGUGUGGAACUUGUCCGGAGAACUACUCUAGUCGUGAUUCUUCUGUACAAGCUCAUAGUAACAUCAAUCAGUGAUCAAGAUCAUAAUCCCUAUUAUUUUGCAAGUGUUUGCAUGACCGACAAUGUGAGCUGGUGCUUUUCGUAACAUCAAAAUAAGUUAAAGUGGCUUCGUGCCAUAGAAAUCCCGUCCCUUGCGUAGAAGUAGGCAUGAAAGAACUUCACCAUUAUUAUUUACGUUCGAUAACUGGCUGAUUUUCUCGCUGUUAUGAGUCCGGUCAAAGUAUUCUCAAGAAAGGUGGCCAAUUUAGGAAGUUCCAAAUCCAUACCUAGGUCUAACCUAGUCCAUACUUAUCUCCCUCAUUCAUGCUACAACUCUUUUUUUCUCUUCUCUUCUCCCAUCUGGGCUUCUGGUUCUAUUGAUCUUAUUAUUUUAUUUUAUGUUUAUAACGUAUUUAGUACUGUCUGGUGUGAUUUACUAGUAUUCCUAAUUUGAGAUAACUAGUCGCAUAUCAUUACUCUUUUGGUCGCCAGAAGAACUACCCAGUACUACCAUCUUGCUGGGGCUGUGAUUUCCCCGUUCAUAGUGGAGGAACCCUGGCUAUCACUGCGAACCACAUCAAUGGAUGGAUAUUAGGGUCACUUACCUCUCAAUGCCUAGACAAAACGGAAUAUUUUUUCAUGAAAUAAUGCCUCUAACUUUUGAACAUCCAGUUCCAUGAUAUGACUUCUCCAUCGUCAUAUGCUGGAUCAGGUUGUCGAUUUCUCAGCGGCCUUAUUUAGAAUGAUUGUGGGGCAAGUUCUUUCCAGUAGCCUAGAACUGGUCCCACUGAUGUCUCUCUGAAGCAGUUCUGAUUUUCUGUUGACAUGCAUGCAAUCUAAAACUGGGUUGUAUUUAUGAAUACCAGAGAAUGUUUUUGUCAAUAAUCAUACUUGAUUCAAGUUCUUAUGUUGCUUAUAUUUCCAAUCUAUCGAAUAUUUGCCCCUUGGUCAACCGCUUUCAGCCUGACAUGCCAUAUUUUUAGCGAGAAUUUGUUCAAUCACAAGUUAAAUCACUACUCUUCUCGAUGUUUAACGACCAUAUUGCUGUUUCUGGUCCUCUGCCAUCUUGAGAGUCUCUGAGAGGUGGGAUGGGGUGGCAUCCCUGAAUAUACCCGUUUUUUCUUUAACAUUAUCCCAUCUGGCACCAGUUUUGGGCCAAGAUUUCGCCCCAACCAGACAAUGAAUCAUCUGCGGGUCUCAAAUUUUCUCAGGUAUCUGAAGUACCUCACGAAGAAGUACCUGAAGAAGCACAACGUUCGGGACUGGCUGCGGGUGAUCGCAUCCAACAAGGACCGGAGUAUCUACGAGCUGCGGUACUUCAACAUCGCUGAGAACGAGGGGGAUGAGGAAGACUAA